Messenger RNA from Talaromyces stipitatus ATCC 10500, 1434 nucleotides. RefSeq lists its product as uncharacterized. The transcript has 4 exons. The record is from RefSeq and is a predicted model, not a curated record. Gene Ontology annotation, molecular function: DNA-binding transcription factor activity, RNA polymerase II-specific; zinc ion binding. Gene Ontology annotation, biological process: regulation of DNA-templated transcription. The coding region runs from base 1 to 1434 and encodes 477 amino acids. NCBI's taxonomy places the organism in Eukaryota, Fungi, Ascomycota, Eurotiomycetes, Eurotiales, Trichocomaceae.
AUGCCGAACACCGGUAGACCAAGCCGCGACUGUGAUUCCUGCCGGAAAAGACGCAUCAAGUGUGAUCUUAAGUAUCCAGAGUGCAGUCAAUGCUUACGGAAGAAAUGGAAAUGUCCUGGCUACAGGAAAGAGAGCGAUGUGCUCUUCCGGACAGAGACAGUUCUGUCAUUCCCAGAUAAUCAGAGUAGAGAUCGGCGGAGAACUCAAACCCGACAAGCAGAGCGUGAAGACUUUUUCAAGAAGCAGGAUGAAGUCCGGUCAUUAUCCAAACAACCGUCACACUACCCCAGGAGAACCAUGAUAAGCAAAUCUUUAACAGAGACCUGGAAUAACCAUUUCAUACCCUUGGCUCUAACCGGGAUGCGAUCCUCGACUGAUAUGCCGUUGACUAUUAUCAACACUAUCUCGCAUUUGAUAUCACAAGAGAAGCGGGAAUCUGCGCUAUAUGGAGCCUUUAAUGCCCUGGCGUGUGUAUUCCUAGGACAGACCGAUCGCUCGAAGAAUGCCUUGGCUCUUCGCAUAAAGUCAUAUAGAAAUGCUCUCACUGCAAUUAAUAGCACUCUUCGCGAUCCGCAAAAGUGCAAAUCGAACAGUACGCUUCUCGCUAUUUGGGUACUUGGAGUGUAUGAGUUUAUUGCCGACCCGACGAAUAUGGGUUGGCAUAUUCAUAGUGAAGGCCUGAUCAAUCUAUUUCGACUGCGUGGUUCAGAGAAUUAUGCCACAGAGGACGGAAGGAAUCUAUUCUUGCUUGUAUUUAACAAUCUCCAAAUACAAGCCAUCAGAACAGGGCAAGAAAGCUAUAUCACCGAGUCCAUUACAUUGGUCCACGAUCUCGCCGACCAUUGCCAUUCAUCCGAAUACUUACCUCUUCGGACUUGUAUUUUCACCUACCACUGUGCUCUGCUAUGCAGUCGGAUCCGAAGACUACUCAACGAAGCAAAUGACGCAGAACUGCUUUCCAACGCAGCAUCAAUCUUGCAAGAUCUGGAUACCGUCGAGACUAAGACUGAUCCUCUAAGUGACAAGAGGUUCAUCACAAGCAAUAUAGUCGAACCGCCACUUCCUGCUGCAUACAGCAGCAAAGGCUCCAACACAGUCCCAUCUCACCCGACAAUGAUCGAUUCAAUCUACCGCGGGUCAAUCAUGUAUAGGAUAAACUGGCGGAUACGAGUAUCCUUGCAUGUUCUCGAGUUUUUACAACAAGCAACUGUCGCGGCGAAUUGCACAUCGUCGCAAAGAAUCACAUAUACGCUGUAUCGGCUUCGAUGUAUAGAUGAGCUUCGCGCAUUAGUUGAGAGGGCAGCGUUUUAUCUUGGAACGGAACACGAUAAACAGGGAUCGGUUCAUGAGCUUGCCUGUCAUAUUCGGACUAAUCUACUACCGAGGACGGGGCCGAGUGAUGGUAUUCAGGAUUUUGUUGUCGAAGAGCCUUAG